Molecule: messenger RNA, 726 nt
Organism: Aegilops tauschii subsp. strangulata
Lineage: Eukaryota; Viridiplantae; Streptophyta; Magnoliopsida; Poales; Poaceae
Source: RefSeq, a predicted model, not a curated record
AUGACGCUGCUCCGCGGCGAGGCUGACGGAAGAGGAGGGCGGCGGCGGCGGCGGUGGGGUUCAGGGUUCGGAACAGAAGCACUGCUGGCCAACCAGGAGAACCUAGGCCUCAAAGGCCACACGGCCUUUGGACGUUUUGGGCCGUGGGGCCCCAUGGUCAGUGGCACAGGGCCAGUGGGCGUGCGAUUACGGGCGAACGUGCAGUGGGGUUCGGGCGCUGGGCGUCGGAUGCCGGAGCGCUCGAUGCGCGCGGUCGGGGCGCUUGAGGCGAUGGCGUGGUGGCACAAGGGCAAGCCAGAGCGGGGAGGGAUGCGGGAGGCCGGGGCGAGGCUAGGGGUCGAGCGGAGCAGGGGGAAAAGGGGCGGCCGGCGCGCUGAGCGCGGCGCUACAGCGGCAGCGACCGCGGCCGCGGGCGAGGUCGCAGGGAGCGAGGCGUGCGGGCUGCGGGGCUGGCGGCGGCCGAGCGCGACCACGGCGGCUAGGACGCAGAGGAGGCAUCGGCCACGAGCAGAGAAGGGCAGGGGCGCGGACGGCACGCACGGGGCUCAGGGGGGGCGUGGCCAGAGCGCGACGCGGACGGUGACGGGCGCGAGCGUGUGUGGAAGGCAGCAAAGAGGGGGGUGCGCUCACUUUCGUUGCAGGGGAACAGGGGGCGGCGAGGCUGGUUGUAGCCGUUGGGGAGGAUGGACGGGGACGGCCGGCGCAAGGGAGGAGGCGGCGACGUAG